This is a messenger RNA of Bombina bombina (fire-bellied toad), 3976 nucleotides long. It is a transcript of the gene CSNK1G1, whose product is annotated as casein kinase 1 gamma 1. Lineage: Eukaryota; Metazoa; Chordata; Amphibia; Anura; Bombinatoridae. The record is from RefSeq and is a predicted model, not a curated record. Gene Ontology annotation, cellular component: nucleus; cytoplasm; plasma membrane. Gene Ontology annotation, molecular function: ATP binding; protein serine/threonine kinase activity. Gene Ontology annotation, biological process: endocytosis; peptidyl-serine phosphorylation; positive regulation of canonical Wnt signaling pathway.
AGGAGCCGCUAUUAGCGCUUCCGGUCCUACUCCACCGUGCUUGAGCGAAGGAAACGGGGGCACGGUAGGAGGAGUAAGAGACCGGAAACACCAGGAUUCCAGAGGGUACUGUAAUACCGGGAGAAGCAAUGAUAGGUGGAUAAGGUACUAAUAUCAAGGCGUAGAUAAGAUCUGUUUCGUGUGCUGACAAUAGGCUCUCCUUGGUUCCGUGGAGUUGCCACCGCCCCUGGUUGUAAAAAGACAUCACCUCUUUAAGUGUAGAUACUGCUCUUGGGAUUUUCUGCCUUGGGAAGUCCCCGAGGAAUUGUCUGCUAGUUGUGAGGUCUCAGUAGAUGUGGUCAGUUGGAGCAACGGUGACGCACAAUAGUCAAACAUAAAGCAGCCACAAAGGACACCGGUCAAUGCAUACAAUAAUACAGACUAAGGUAGUUAUCUCAGAGGACUUGUAGAAAAAUAGGACACUGACUGGUAAAUUAUUACUACAAGGGACACCAUUGACAAGGUGUCACAAGGAACGUUGGUCAGAGUGAGCAGGUGUACUACAAGAAUCACUGGCAUUUUAAUAACCACUGAAGAGGUCUCUCCAGUGAUAACAGCUUUAGAUUCUUGGAAUCCAACAAAUACUAUUAAAAUAAAUAAAUCAAGAGGAUUAAGAUCACUGGAGAGCAUUUGACUCAAACAAGUGCCCCCCUUCAGAAAAAAAGGACCCAAGACGGAUCUUACCAGAUGAAAUGGGAAAUCUUUGGCGUGGAGAGGCUGUGAGUUGAUCCCUUGGUCCUCUGCAGUGAUGUGAUCUGGUUGUCUGGCCCCUGAGGAUUCUCAGCUGGAUAUUUUGUGACACCAAUAAUUUUAUUGCCUGAAAUUGUUGGGAGCCCCUAGUGUCUGUGGGCAUCCCUUUUCAUCUGGCUCAUAUGGUAUAGGAAUAUGGACCAUAACAACAGGGAGAAGGAUGACAGGCCACGGCCAGCUAAGGCUUUACCAGUACGAACUGGUCACAGCUCAAGGCCUUCCAGCUCUACCACUUCCUCAGGGGUCCUUAUGGUGGGACCCAAUUUUAGGGUGGGAAAGAAGAUUGGCUGUGGGAACUUUGGUGAGCUAAGGCUAGGCAAGAACCUUUACACCAAUGAGUAUGUGGCAAUUAAACUGGAACCAAUCAAAUCUCGUGCUCCACAGCUUCACUUGGAAUAUAGGUUUUACAAGCAACUUGGCAGUACAGCUGAUGGUCUUCCUCAAGUAUUCUACUUUGGACCAUGUGGAAAAUACAAUGCCAUGGUACUGGAGCUUCUAGGCCCAAGUUUGGAAGAUUUGUUUGACCUCUGUGAUCGUACAUUUACCCUGAAGACUGUGUUGAUGAUAGCCAUUCAGCUGAUUUCACGGAUGGAAUAUGUACACUCCAAAAACCUAAUUUACCGAGAUGUCAAACCUGAGAACUUCCUAAUUGGUCGACAAGGGAAUAAGAAAGAACAUGUAAUACACAUCAUAGACUUUGGACUGGCUAAGGAGUACAUAGACCCAGAAACCAAAAAGCACAUACCUUAUCGGGAACACAAAAGCUUGACGGGGACAGCCAGAUACAUGUCCAUAAACACUCAUCUUGGGAAAGGCAGACACUUUAAAGGAGCGUUAUCAGAAGAUAGGGGACACCAAACGGAACACUCCUGUUGAGGUUCUUUGUGAAAACUUCCCAGAGGAGAUGGCUACAUAUCUGCGUUAUGUGAGAAGAUUGGAUUUCUUUGAAAAACCAGAUUAUGAUUAUCUACGGACACUUUUUUCUGAGCUCUUUGAACGAAAAGGAUACACAUAUGACUACAUUUAUGACUGGGUUGGCAGGCCAAUACCUACCCCGGUGGGAUCAGUCCAUGUAGAUUCUGGUACCUCAGCAAUAACCAGGGACAGCCAUGGCCAUAGAGAGCGGCCCUCGCAGACACAGCCUCUGAGAAACCAGGUGAUGAGUUCAACAAAUGGGCAGCUGAAUGCUGAUGACCAAACUGGAGGCCACUCCAAUGCACCGAUCACAGCGCAGGCCGAGGUGGAGGUUGUAGAGGAAGCUAAGUGCUGCUGCUUCUUUAAGAGGAAAAGGAAGAAUCAUUCUCAGCGUCACAAGUAAUCUCCCAGAAUCCUCUGGGAUUAAGUCCAUUUGAGCUUGGCAUCUGUAGUAUCGCACUAUCAGUGACUCCAGCACAUUGUGGUUACAGCUGCAGGUUCCACAUCAUUUGAAUCUAAAGGGAAAGCAGAAAAAAAUAAGAAACAAAUCACGGUUGAUCCUAGGCUGACCCACAGAUGAUUUCUAAGACAAGGUGCAAUAAGGAUCAAACCCUCUGAGUUGAAAAGCCCUAAGGGGAAGGGCAGUGCCUACAGCUCAGGGUAGGGCGUGAAAAGGACUGAACACUCCAAUUCUUUGUAGUAUUACCUGCAUUGGUUAUUGCACUCCCUCAUUGCUUGAAUGCCGCAAGACUCCUCCAUCCCCUUUAUAGCCAUGACUGGGGCUACACCUCAAAUUCCCCUUUGCAUCUCCCAGCCAGUCAUGGAGAAUGGAGGAAAAAGAAACUUGCUUUUUUUAAACGGUUUUUUUCUUACCUUUUCCCCUUUUUUCCCCCUUCCUCUUUCCUUUGAAAUAAAGCGUAGGAGAUUAAAGCAUUCCACGGUAGAUGGGCCGUUUCCUGCAUGGGUAAAUGCCUCAUGGAGUCUGUUGCACUACUGGCUUUAAACUAAAUAUACCUUUUAUAUGAAUUGUGUGCAUUCUCUUGCUCUGCCGCACGUAACCAGAGCAUCUGUUGCUCAUGUUAGUUGGGCUCAGGAUCUAUGAUGAAGCCCUGUGUCUCUCUGCUUAGCUUUAUGUAUACAGCAGACCCUACAGACAAACUGAGGAUUCAGUAUUUAGUGUUGCUGCUUCUGUGGGAGGGGUUAAGGAGUAGAAAAUCAAAGAGGACUAAAUACUACCGGAAUUCCUUUUAUGCUUGAAUUUCUACUGUAGAAUUUCUCACACUGUUACCCUUUUAAUAGGAUGCAGAAAAAAAUAUUGUAUUGUAGAAAAUUUAUUUCUUACACAAAAUAAGUGUUUUGUUUUUCAGUUACUGUGGAGGGUAACAUUCUAUAUUUUAUAAGAUACACUGAACUUCACUGCAUACAACUGUGAAUUUAUUUCCCUUGUUUUUAUGUAUUUUUGUUUUUAUUUUUUUUAAUAUCAUCAGUAAUAGGGCUGGCUUAAGGCUAUUUUGUGCAUUUUCAAACAUGACUCAAAUGUUUUUGUAUUCAUGUUUAGUUACGUAUACAAUUAUAUAAAUGCAACAAGAGAGUACAUGUUUUCAAAGACAUUGAAUGAAUGUCAGCCAAUCAGACCACAGAAUUCUUCCUCAUAGUGCGAUAAGUCAAAUCUCACACUUUAUGUACUUUUUACCCCAUUGGUGCACAAGUUUGUCUAUUUAACCAAAGCCAGCCUUUUCCUCUAACUUAUUAAACUCUUUAGAGGAAAUACAAAUAUAAAAUUGCAUUAAAUACACUGUACUGGUGUCCAAUUCCCUUCACAGAACAUUUUAGCUAUUGGAAUAGGUAAAUUCUGAUGCACUUAUGUGGAAAGGGUAGCAGCUUUAAUAUUAUCCCUACCACUACAGUGCUCUGUAUUUUCUUUUUGUGCAUAUGUCUUUUGUUAUACACUUCCAACGCUGGGAAAAAAAUGUUUGCAACAAGGAUAUGCCUCAUGAAGAUGCCUAUCUCUGGAUUUCCUGAUGAACCCAGGACUUAUAAAUCCUCCUUGUAUUUCCUUCACUCAUCCAUUCCACGUGGAUGGAUCACCCCUCAGGAAUCUUCCAACUUAUCUGCAAUGUACAGAGACCACUCUUUUUUUUGUAAUUUUUAUUUUUAAAGUAUAUUUAAUUUAGAGUAUUGCAUUGCACUGUAGCUAUAAGGGGAUUUUUUAAGCUAAUGAACAGUUUUCCUUUAAAAAGAUUUUAAUAAAUGUUUGGCUGUUUAAUGUUGA